GUACAUUGAUUGCCUGCCUUUGUCCUUCGCACAAUCAGUCAAUGAGAGAUGUGAGAUUUUGCACCGAUGAUAAAUUUCGAGUUGAUGUCGGAAAAACCAGGAACCAAAAUUCACCGACCAAUCAAAUCCGACCAAUUGCAACUGAGGCCUCAAUUUUGGCGAGGAUCAUUUCUCAUCCGACACGCUGGAUUUUGACCCGUAUCAGAUAGUAUUCUACCACCAAGACCACAACACACUCAACGUUCUACAAUUGGUUUGAAUCCCCGAAAUCGAUUGUAAAGAUGGGUUUCUUCGACAGCUGGAGCGAUCUUGUAUCGGCUGCUACACCAUGGAGCCAGGCAGAGGCUGAGGCGGUUUCUGGAGGUUCGAGUACAGAGAAGACUCCUGCGCAAAAGGAUGACGGCGGAGAGGGCGAGGCAAAGGAUCCAUCCGGAGCCACUCCAGACAAGAGAGCAUCCAAGGACGCUGAAGAGGAAGAGUCAAAGGACGAGGAACCUGAAGAGGAAGAGGAAGAAGAAGAGGAAGAGGAGGAGGAGAUGGUUGAUCCAAAAGAUAAGAUUGAAGAGGAAUGUAAGGAAUCAGCAGCUUGUGCUCCUUCUAAGCACCACUAUGAUGAGUGUGUUGAGCGAGUUACAAGUGGCAAGGAACAACACCCCGGCGAGGAUUGUGUUGAAGAGUUCUUCCAUCUCGCACACUGCGCCACUGCCUGCGCUGCCCCUAAGCUCUGGAACACCCUCAAGUAAAUCCAAGCUCGACUACCUAGCAUAUCACGGAAUUACGCACAAAACAUGAAUCAACUUUUUAGAUGAAUGGAGAGGGGAGAAGGGAAGAAGUUAGAGGAUGGCGGAAUUGUACAAAUAUGAAACCAAAAUCCGUUCUUGAGCACUGCAUUGCAUACCAGAUCAGAUCUCCAUUUUUCACCGAACGCAUUGCAUGUAGUAUAGAAAAGGAAUCGAUAUAGAACUGACUUUGGUUCUCUUUAUGUUUUAUCUUUGGCAUUCUGGAAUUUGUGCUUGAUUUUAUACCUCUAGAUCAUGUUUGGAACUGGAACUCUUAUCAUUUCGGAUCUUUUUCUUGGAUGACAAAAGUAAUCUUACAAUCACAAGCAAAACUCGUCGACAAAAAUACCUGUACACA
Botrytis cinerea B05.10 is the source of this 1137-nucleotide messenger RNA. RefSeq names its product Bcqcr6 (gene Bcqcr6). Gene Ontology annotation, biological process: mitochondrial electron transport, ubiquinol to cytochrome c. The coding region runs from base 282 to 743 and encodes 153 amino acids. The record is from RefSeq and is a predicted model, not a curated record. Lineage: Eukaryota; Fungi; Ascomycota; Leotiomycetes; Helotiales; Sclerotiniaceae. The transcript is spliced from 4 exons.